AUGGCUGUUGCAAAAGGUCAUCAGUCUCAUGAGAGGAAAUCACAUUUGGCAGGUAUUGGUCGCACCGGUAUUGCUAAAAUAUUUGCUGCGAUGAAUAUAGCUCUACAACCAAAGGAAGAUCAUUUCGAAGAAAUUGAUAAAAGAAUCUUAUUACCAUGCAUCAAAAAAUUUCAGAAUGAAUCAAUGCAAGCUGCUAUUUAUGAAGCUGUUGGCGAGAACGAUGGUGAACCAACAAGGUUAACAGUUAGUGGAGAUAGAACUGUCAAAAACGUGAUUUAA
Messenger RNA from Rotaria sp. Silwood2, 279 nucleotides. NCBI's taxonomy places the organism in Eukaryota, Metazoa, Rotifera, Eurotatoria, Philodinida, Philodinidae. The record is from the annotation of a GenBank genome assembly.